UCUACAAAAAUGGUCAAAUAGAUUCAGCUACGCGUCGGAACAACCUCAAUAUCAGCAAACCAAAACUCACACUCAUACACACACACUCGCCGGCUCUUCAGCGAGAGACAGAGAGACACACAAAGAGUGAGAGAUACAUAGAUAUGAGCACGUCGAUGAGAGCAACACACACAUUCACCAAGCUUUUAUCGCCUUCUUCGCAUUCGUUUUCUCUUCGACCCUCUGCUUCUCUCCUCACUCGCCAUCAGAUGAGUACGGAGGCUGAGAAUGUUAUUGCUCGGCUCAAGAAUUCGGGUUUGUUACUUAGCCAAGGCCUCAUUGCUGGGAAAUGGAUCGAUGCCCAUGACAGGAAAACUAUCAAGGUUUGCAAUCCAGCAACUAGUGAAGUUAUAGUAGAUGUCCCAUGCAUGGGUCAGAAGGAGACAAAUGAUGCAAUACCUUCAGCAUAUGAGUCAUUUUAUUCUUGGAGCAAACUGACAGCUACCGAAAGGAGCAAAUAUCUAAGGAAAUGGUAUGAUCUACUAAUUGCCCAUAAAGAAGAUCUUGGACAGCUUUUUAACCUUAGAGCAAGGAAAACCUCUGAAAGAAUCCCUGGGUGAGGUUAGCUAUGGGGCUGGUUUUAUUGAGUUCACACGCAUGGAAUAAUGUGUUAUUCCACUCUCCUAGAUGAAGUCACAUUUCUAUCUCCACCACUAAUACUCCCUCCCUUAUCCAGCACCACUCUCUCCACCACAAUUUCUCCCUCCUUUAUCCACAAUCACUCUCUUAGAUAAUCUCACCUUUCUCCCUCUAACAUCAAAGUUCCCUCCCUGCUCAACAUCCACUCUCUUAGAUGAACUCAAUUUUCUCUCUCCACCACCGAAACUCCCUCUGUUGUUCACUUCCACACUCUCAAAAGAAUACCCACUUCUCACUCUA
Molecule: messenger RNA, 918 nt
Organism: Quercus lobata
Lineage: Eukaryota; Viridiplantae; Streptophyta; Magnoliopsida; Fagales; Fagaceae
Product: succinate-semialdehyde dehydrogenase, mitochondrial-like
Exons: 6
Coding region: 144-599 (151 amino acids)
Biological process (GO): GABA catabolic process
Molecular function (GO): succinate-semialdehyde dehydrogenase (NAD+) activity
Source: RefSeq, a predicted model, not a curated record